GGCGUGCUUGACGCUCAGCUUUCACGGUUCAGCCUUUUGUUCUCCGUUACUCCGUUCACCCCGUGAGGCGUGAGCUCUCCCUGUGUCUUGGCGACGACUGAGCGACCGACGACGCAGCCGUAGGCCAGGGGCCCAGGUCUUCCUCCUCUGGUCCUUCGCCGGCGACGAGCACCCGUCAGGUUUCUCUGAUAUUCCGAUGGCCUAGCAGUUACUGUGGAGGAUGUUCGUUUGUGUUUAUCAUUUACUUGGUCUUGUUCGGGGCAACAACAACAUUGGGAACAAGCGUACAGGAGACAAACAUUAAAAUGGGAAGGAAAGGCUCAGAAGUGUCACCAAGUAACAGGUAUCCCUUGAGGUCUGCGCAUAGUAGUGGUAGAGUUCUUCGCUCUGCCUCAGCCAAUGAUAAUAAGAACAGUGAGCCUCUGAAUGCUGCUGCUGCUACCCAAGCCACUGUGAAAAAAAGAAGUGGCAGUCAGUUGGAUAGUCCUAAUAGCAGUGUCAGGUUGCUUCGCUCUACAUCUAAAAAUAAGGAAGAGGCACGUAGUGGGCCUCUAAAUGACAGGAUCCCAGCUAAGCCAGCUGCAAAUAAAAGAAAACAUGCCAGUCCCUCACAGGUGGGAAGUCCCAGCAACAGUGUCAGGGUGCUUCGCUCUGCAAUAAAAAAUAAAGAUGAGGCAUGCAGUGAGCCUCUAAGUGACAGGAUCGCUGAUGAGCCAGCUGCAAAUAAAAGAAAAAACGCCAAUCCUUCAAAUGUGGGGAGUCCGAGCCGUGAUGUGAGGGUGCUUCGGUCUGGUUCAAAAGUUAAGGAUGAGACAUGUACCAAGCCUUUAAAUGAUAGCGCUGCUGUUGUACCAGCUUCAAGUAAAAGGAAAGGCACCAGUCCGUCAAAGGUGGGAAGUCCCAGCAGUAGUGUCAGGGUGCUUCGAUCUACAUCAAAAUAUAAGAAUGAGACAUGUACUGAGCCUUUAAAUGAUAGUGGUGCUGUUGAACCAUCUGCAAAUAAAAGGAAAGGUGUCAGUCGUUCAAAGGAGGGAAGUCCCAACAGCAGUGUCAGGGUGCUUCGCUCUGCCUCAAAUAAUAAGCUUGAGGUAUCUAUUGAUCCUCUAAAUAAUAGUAUUGCUGGUCAACCAGCUGCGAAAAGAAGAAAAAGUGGUAGUUCCUUCGAGGCAGGAAGCCCUGUGGGGAGUGCCAGGGUGCUUCGCUCUACCUCAGAAAGGAAGAAUGAGGCAUCUAGUGAGCCUUUGAAUGAUAGUACUGCUGCUCGACCAUCUGCGAGGAAAAGAAAGGGUGGGGCGAUUUCAAAGACCGAUAGUCCAAAGAUUGGUGUCAGGGUUCUUCGCUCUGCCUCAGCAAAGAAGAAUGAGGCAUGCAGUGAGCCUGUAAAUGAUAGUACUUCUGCUGAACCAACUGUGACAAAAAGAAGAAUUUGCAAGCCUUCAAAGGACCGCAGUCCCAAGAAGGACUACUUAAAAAUUUGUCAAAGAGUUAGAUAUAUUUUGAACCGAAUGAACUAUCAACAGACCUUUAUUCAGGCUUAUGCAAGUGAAGGUUGGAAAGGCCAAAGUGUGGAAAAAAUAAGACCCGAGAAGGAGCUUGAACGAGCCAAGGAAGAAAUCCUCCAAUGCAAGCUAAGAAUCCGGGAAGCUUUUCGAAAUAUGGACUCUCUUUUAUCCAAGGGGAAGCUUGAAGAAUCUUUGUUUGAUUCUGCAGGAGAAAUUUCAAGCGAAGAUAUAUUUUGUGCGGUAUGUGGUUCAAAGGAUGUUACUUUACAAAACGACAUCAUUCUUUGUGAUGGAGCCUGUGACAGAGGAUUCCACCAGAACUGUUUGAACCCUCCUUUGCUAACUGAAGAUAUACCUCCGGGGGAUGAAGGAUGGCUUUGCCCUGCAUGUGUGUGCAAAGCAGACUCUAUUGAUGCACUAAAUGAACUUCAAGGAAGCAAGCUCUCUAUUCAUGACUCAUGGGAGAAAGUUUUCCCUGAGGCAGCUUCAAUUGCCAAUGGUUCUAAGCAAGUUGAUGCUUCUGAUCUGCUGCCGGAUCAUAUAAAGGACAGUGACAACCUUGCAUUGGCUGAAGGGCACAUGGUGAAUGAAGUCAGGUUUUCUGCAGAGGAUGACACCAAAGCGGAUGACCUUGGCUUGCCUUCGGAGGACUCAGGGGAUGGUGACUUCGAUCCAGCAGGUCCAGAUUCUAGUGAAGACCAAAAAGAUGGAUUGAACUCAGAAGAGUCAGAUUUCACAUCCGACUCUGAUGAUUUUUGUGCUGAGAUUGCUAAAUCUUGCGGCCAGGAUGAAGUCUUGGCAUCUCCAUUAUCAAAUGUGAUAAACCGUACUGAUAGAAUGAAACUCAGGGCCGCCGGUAACCGCUCUAAUGAAGAAAACCACAAUAAUGCAUUUAUGGACAUGGAGCUUCCAGUUUCAAGCAGGCGGCAGGUUGAACGGUUGGAUUACAAAAAACUAUAUGAUGAGGCAUAUGAGGAAGAAUCAUCUAAUUCAAGUGAUGAGGAAGAGUGGUCUGGAAAAGAACUAUUAGAAGGCAGUGAAACAGAUUCGCUUGGUGAGCGACUUCGUCCUGUAAAACGGUGCUCUAGAAAAGCACCAGCAGGGCAGCAGAAUAUUGAACAUACACCACAGAAGUUUGGUCCUGAAAGUGAGCAGAAAACUGAAAUUCUUCGGUCCAAUGGCAGCAGUAGCACAGGACGGAAGUUUGGUCCUGUAGUUACCCAGAAAUUGAAGGUACAUUUUGAGAAAGAUCCAUAUCCUAGCCGUGAAACGAAAGUGAAUCUAUCAGAAGAACUAGGCUUGACAUUUAAUCAGGUCUCCAGAUGGUUCUCUAGUACUCGUCACUAUUCAAGGGUUGCUUCUGCAAAAAAGGAAAUGCAUCCUGACAGCCAUAUUAGUGAGAAUAAUGAUAGCACAACUGUAGACAGAAUGCAAGCAAGACAACCCAGUGCUGGGGUGAUGGAAAAGUUGACUAGGGAUAGAAAUGACAUUGUUCCUGAGAAACCGAUGGUGCAGAACAAUCUUAACCAAGGAGUGAUGGAAAAGUUGAUUAGGGAUAGAAAUGACAUUGUUCCUGAGGAACCGGUGGUGGAGAGCAAUCUUAACCAAAGUAAUAUUGAAGAUAUCGUGCUUUCUGGAACAGAAAUUGAGAUGGAGUCUUACGGACAAGAAUCAUCUGACUCGAGUGAUGAAGAGUGGUCCGCAUUUAGCACACCACGAAAAACAAGAUUACAAGACAAUGAAAAAGCAUCACUUACUGAAUCACUACGUUCUUCAAAACGGUGUUCCAGAAGAGCAGCAGCUAGGGAGCAGAAUAAUGAACAUACUCAGAGCGAGCAGCAAACUAGAGAGCAGCUUCAUGGUUCUGCAAGGGAGCAGCAAACUGAAGUUCUUCGCUCCAAUGUCAGCACUGGCAAAGUCUCAAAAUAUCAUUUUGGCCCUAUAGUUAGUCAGAAACUGAAGGAACAUUUUGAAAAAGAUCCAUAUCCUUGUCGCGCAACGAAAGAGAGUCUGGCACGAGAGCUAGGACUGACAUGUAAUCAGAUCAGUAAGUGGUUCUCUGCUACUCGUCAUUAUUCAAGAGAUGCUGUUGCCAAGAACCAAAAACAUCUGGGAGAAAAUACUACGGAGAAUAAUAAUAGCACAACCUUUGAUGGCAUACAAGUACUUGAACCCAAUGUUGGGUUGAUAGAUAAACCAGCUGCAGAUAUAAAUGAUAUGAUUUCUGAAAAGUUGAUGGUCCAAAUUAAUCUUAACGAAGGCAUUGAAGAAGAUAUCCCACCGAGCCAAUAUACUAGGUGUGAAGAGAAAGUAACUAUGACUCCAGCUGCCAUCUCAACGGAAGCUGGUCCUCCAGGAUAUGGUCCUGGAGAAAACUUUCUUCAGGUCAGUUCAAGGAAUACUAGCUGUGAGCAGAGUGUGAUAAUGGCUCCUACCACUAUCGCAGGAGAAGUUAGUCCACCAGGAUAUGCACUUGGAGAAAACCAGGGCAAUGGGGCUCCAUGGAAUACAAGCUGUGAGCGAAGACUGUUUAUGAGUCCUGCGACCAGCUCAAGAGAAGUCGGUCCUCCAGGAUAUGAGCCUGAAGAAAACCGAGGCAGUGGCAUUUCCUGGUAUACAAGCAGUGAGCAAAUAUUGUUUAUGAGUCCUACAACUAUCUCAAGAGAACUUGGUCCACCAGGAUAUGGGCCUGGAGAAAACCAGCGCAGUAUCACUUCAUGGAAUACAAGCUACGAGUCGGGAGUAUUUACGAGUCCUGUGACCACCUCAAGAGAAGACGGUCCACCAGGAUAUGGGCCUGGAGAAAACCAGGAGAAUGACAGUACGAGCUGUGAGUUGAGAAUGUUUACAAGUCCUACAACCAUCUCCAGAGAAGUUGGGCCACCAGGAUAUGAGCUUAUUGGUAAAAACAAGGGCAACGACACUUCAUGGACUACGAAUUACCAGCAGGGAGUGUUUACGAGUCCCAAAACCAUCUCAAGAGAAGCCUGUCCUCCAGGAUUUGGGUCUGGGGAGAACCAGGGCAAUGGCACUCCAUGGUAUAUGAGCAGCAAACAGAGAGCGUUUACGAGUCCAUCAUUUACGAGUCCUACAACCAUCUCAAGAGAAGUAGGCCUGCCAGGGUAUGGACAGGAAAAUCAGGGCAAUGGUGCUUCUUGGAAUAUGAGUUAUGAGCAGGGAGUGUUUAUGAGUCCUACAGACAUCUCAAGAGAAGUAGGCCCGCCAGGAUACGGGCCUGCGGAAAAUCAGGGCAAUACCACUUCGUGGAUUUCGACCGGCAACAAGCAGAGAAUGUUUACCGCUUCAACCAUCCCGAACGAAGUCGGCCUGCCAGGAUAUAGCCCUGUAGGAAUCCAGGGAACUGGUGGUUCAAGGAGCAUGAACUUGGAAGCCUUUCCACCAGGAUAUGGACCUGGAGAAAACCAUCUUGGUGGUGCUUCAGGGAGUGUCAUAAACCCCCAAGCUCGGUCUCAAGAGAGUGUAGAAUUUUCAGACGAGACUAGAAGAAAGGCUAUACAGCGGGAGCUGAGACGGCGGCAGAAGUUCAGGUGAUGCCGUGAUGUGAACUUUUGAUCCUCCGCAUCGAAUUUUGACUACGGAUUACUUUAAGACUACAUAUCCAGUCUUGAUGGCUGAAUGAGUGACGACCUUAGUUGUCGAGAAGCAAAAACCCUUUGUUGUUGUAGCAGCUGCGUAUGUGUUUCUUUUAGAGACUUGCUUGGCUUGUCAAUAAUUUCUUAUGUGAACCUCUUGAACCUGAAGUAUUCAACGUGCUUGUGAAUUUGUGCAGUUGCCUUUCUUCUGCAUGAGAGCCCAUGUUAUCUGGGUUGCACACUUGCACGGCAUGCGAUUUGACAUUGCUAGAAGGGUCAGAUAAUACUGACCCAGGGACCUUA
This is a messenger RNA of Sorghum bicolor (sorghum), 5398 nucleotides long. RefSeq lists its product as uncharacterized. The transcript has 13 exons. Gene Ontology annotation, molecular function: chromatin binding; DNA binding; DNA-binding transcription factor activity, RNA polymerase II-specific. The record is from RefSeq and is a predicted model, not a curated record. NCBI's taxonomy places the organism in Eukaryota, Viridiplantae, Streptophyta, Magnoliopsida, Poales, Poaceae. The coding region runs from base 306 to 5054 and encodes 1582 amino acids. Gene Ontology annotation, biological process: regulation of DNA-templated transcription; chromatin organization. Gene Ontology annotation, cellular component: nucleus.